UGUUUUCAGAAUUCUUAAGAUGAUGCAAACCGUGGCUUCUCACAAGACUGAGAAUCGAAUGAGUUCUUCAGCUGUGGCAGCUUGCAUGGCACCCUUACUUCUUCGUCCCCUUCUAUCUGGUGAUUGUGAACUUGAAAAUGACUUUGAUGUGGGUGGUGAUGGUUCUAUGCAACUUCUGCAAGCAGCUGCGGCAGCUAAUCAUGCUCAAGCCAUUGUUAUAACUCUAUUAGAAGAGUAUGAGGACAUAUUUGGGGAAGGUUCCUUGUCCUCUGAACUAUACUCCGAGUCAGAAGACAGUGAAAGUGAUAGUGAGGAGUUAACUGAUGAUGAUGGAGAUGGAACAGAGGGCUCUGAUUCGGACAUAGAUGAAGAUUCUGAACAUGCAUCAGAUGAAACUAACAGCGAGACUGGAAAAAUUCAGGAUAAUGUUCUUGAUGAUGAUAAGGGUUCUAAUGGUCCUAGCUUGGGUUCCAAGUGCAAUCAAUCAGAUGAUGAUCGUAAAGCCAAUCAGAAAUCGUCAUCAAGCUCUCCUCAAAGUUCAUCAGCCCAACAUGAUAAUGUACAAAGAAGUGAGGAUUUUUCAAAUCAAAGUGACCUUAGUUCAGCAAUGCAGGCUAACCAGUCUGGUGAAAUUUUAGAAGAUAAUCCUGCAGAGACAAGUUCAGAACAUAAGUUAAUUGAUAACAGUCUAUCCUCGUGCAUUCAGAAUUCCACAUCCACAUUCAAUGAACCAGUGCCUGGUGCACAGAGGCCUUCUAUUUUGGGAUGCGCCCCUGCAAAGGAGAAGCCUUCCAUGGAAUCCGUUGAUCUUCCCUAUGAAGACGAGGCUGAGAUUGAAAGGCUUGAGAACAUCAAAAUUGACCUGCAAAACAGAAUUGCAGAAGAGGCUAAAGUGAAUGCACUUCUACAAGCAAGUCUGGAGACACGAAAGAAUGCUUUGCACGAGCGUCGUCUAGCUCUUGAACAAGAUGUGGCAAGACUACAGGAACAAUUGCAGAAAGAGAGAGAAUUAAGGGCAGGGUUGGAAGAUGGACUUAAAAUGCCUCAAGGGUCCUUACCUACCUCAACCACUAUUGGUGAAAAGACGAAAGCAGAGCUAGAGGAAAUUGCUCGAGUGGAGGGAGGUGCCAUGAAUGUGAAGCAGAAGACAGAUAACCCUGAAGUCCAACUUAAUCAACAACAUGAACAUGGUUUUGUGUAUGGUUCAUACAAUCAACCCCAACAGACUCCCAAUAAUCAAGUAAAACUGAAGGAGAAAGAGGACAUUGAAACUGCAGCUAGUUUACGUAUUCCUGAGAGGUCAACAAGAAACAAGGAUGCUCAAUGGGAUAAGGCAGACAGUGACAAAGAGAUGAAACCAGACAUUUCCAAUAAACAUUUACCUCAGAACCAGCAGUUGGAUACAGCACACAACUCCAAAUCUAUUGGGGUUCCACCAGCUACUAAAUCUGCCACAGAACUGGUAACAAGCAGGCCUGCCAAUUCAAAGAAGUCUGGUACACGGGGUGAGGGAGGUAAUUCUACAUCUUCUGCAAUGUCAAAGAUAACAAGCAGACUUAACUUCUUGAAGGAACGACGAUACCAGAUUGCAAAUGAGCUCCAAAAUUUGAACAAAGGACAGAGUUCAGGUCCACCUGGUAAAGGAUCAGAGUCGCGCCCAUCAGUCCAAAACCAAGACAAGUUUCAGUCAGUCAAUAACUUGGAAAAGGGCUUAGGAUGGGACAACCGGCAAAACGUAGACAUAGGGGUUACAACAGAGGGACGGUCAGUUGAAAAUGUGGAACAACUUGGGAAAUCAGAUGGUCGAUCGCUCCAAAACCUCCAUAAAGGAAGAUCAGAAGGGCAAUCAGUUGCAAACCUGGAAAAAGGAAAAUCAGAAAGUUUUCCUAAUGCAGACAAAGGACGAAGGUCUGAGGGCCGUCCUAUUGUUGCUCCAAGAACAUUUUCAAGAUGAUGUCGUCAGUCUUGUUUGCUCUUUCAGUGUUGUUUUUUCCUGCAUUAUCAAACAUCACUUAUCUCACUAACAAUUUUCUUGACAAGAAUCAGUGUGUCAAGAAGAUGACUGAGCUUUUGGAACGAACGAACCCUUCAAAAUUGACCUUAUGCCCAUGUCUUAAGGAAGCUGUUGCUGCUGAAGUUCAGACAUCCCCCAAGAGCCCAGGAUGUAAAUACCGUAUCAUUCAUAUCCUUGAUGGAAGUUCAUUUUUUGAUUUUUGGGUUCCACUUGUUCAGAGACAGAGUAGGGGGCUGGUUUGUAAUUACUAGGAUCUUGUAUGGGUAAAAGCAGUAUCUAAUUUAUUCAAGUUCCUUGCUGGCUGGCCUAAGUAAAGCUUUGUAGGUGGUGGUAUUGCAAUCCUGAUUUCAGGUCUGGAACUCCUUAACUUGAUUGGCAGAAGGAAAAUGUUUUAUGAAAGCUUCAAAAGUAAUAUGAAUUGGGGGAUGUUUUCAACAAUAUGAAUGUUUCUUCUUCUUCUACCUCUUUUUGUUUUUGGUUUCUUUGAGUGAUAUCUUAUUCAGGGUGAAAUCAAGAUCGAUCCAAUUUGGAAUCCA
Molecule: messenger RNA, 2550 nt
Organism: Camellia sinensis
Lineage: Eukaryota; Viridiplantae; Streptophyta; Magnoliopsida; Ericales; Theaceae
Source: RefSeq, a predicted model, not a curated record